Hippopotamus amphibius kiboko is the source of this 837-nucleotide messenger RNA. RefSeq names its product serine protease 33 (gene PRSS33). NCBI's taxonomy places the organism in Eukaryota, Metazoa, Chordata, Mammalia, Artiodactyla, Hippopotamidae. The transcript is spliced from 6 exons. Gene Ontology annotation, molecular function: serine-type endopeptidase activity. Gene Ontology annotation, biological process: proteolysis. The record is from RefSeq and is a predicted model, not a curated record. The coding region runs from base 1 to 837 and encodes 278 amino acids.
AUGAUGGGGGCUUCCUGCCUCCAGGUCCUGCUCCUACUGCUGCUGGGAGCUGCUGGGACAUCGAAGUCUGAAGCCUGCGGGCAGCCUCACGUGUCAAGUCGCAUCGUGGGGGGCCGGGACGCCCGGGACGGAGAGUGGCCAUGGCAGGCGAGCAUCCAGCACCGCGGGACACACGUGUGUGGGGGCUCGCUCAUCGCCCCACAGUGGGUGCUGACAGCGGCGCACUGCUUCCCGAGGAGGGCGCUGCUGUCCGAAUACCGCGUGCGUCUCGGGGCACUGCACCUGGGUCCCGCCUCACCCCGCGCUCUUUUGGCGCCUGUGCGGAGGGUGCUGCUGCCUCCAGACUUUUCAGAGGACGGGGCCCGCGGAGACCUGGCGCUGCUACAGCUGCGCUGCCCAGUGCCCUUGAGUGUCCGAGUCCAGCCCGUCUGCCUGCCCGAGCCCGGGGCUCGCCCGCCACCUGGCACACCGUGCUGGGUCACUGGCUGGGGCAGCCUCCACCCAGGAGUGCCGCUCCCAGAGUGGCGACCUCUGCAGGGAGUAAGGGUGCCACUGCUGGAUGCUCGCACCUGUGACCACCUCUACCACGUGGGCACCAAUGUGCCCCGUGCGGAGCACAUAGUGCUGCCAGGGAACUUGUGUGCCGGCUACGUCGAGGGCCAGAAGGAUGCCUGCCAGGGUGACUCUGGAGGACCCUUGACCUGCAUGAAGUCUGGGCGCUGGGUCCUGGUGGGUGUGGUGAGCUGGGGCAAGGGCUGUGCCCUGCCCAAUCGUCCAGGGGUCUAUACCAAUGUGGCCACUUACAUCCCCUGGAUUCAGUCUCGCCUCAGCCUCUGA